CUGUACACUCUGGAUGGGACUUUACAGCCUUCACGAAGCCAGGUGCGUCCACAGACGAAGCCCCGCCCACGUUUACCUUAAAUGUCCACUGCACGGAAAUAUGAUUGGCAGAGAGCUACAGCUGCUCUGAACGGUGAGACAUGGCGGAGUUUGUAGUCUGACAGACAAAAGGGGGGCUCUUCAAGAGUUACUUUUUUAAGAGAAGAAGAAAAAAAAAAACACUUCGCGAACAUGUCGAAACAACUUGCCUUGAGGACGUUCACGUCUCCGUAGCGUCAACGGAGCGGAGCUUAAAGGCACACACGUCUUUUUUUUUUUUUUUUUCCUCUCUCGCUCGAGGAGGACGAAGCGGCGGUUGGGAAAAUGUGUUGUCAUCUUCGCGCAGUCAACAGCCUUGGGCAACAAAUAUGGCUACUUCUUGUGUAUCCUUCAGUUCGGGUUGAAAACCGUCCCGACCGGGCCGAACGGGAGAGCCUCCGGGAGUCGCUACCGCAGUAAAAGUGAAGUUGAACCCGGACGGAAAGAUUAAGAAAAAAAAAAAAAAAAAAGCUUGGUGGGGUUUGUUUUGUCCCCGUUUUUCUUUUCAAGCGCCCGACGAGAUGGAGCCCAAGCAUAAAGAGUUGUUGGAGAAAUGUUACCAGAACUUGGUGGAGUCGCUAACAGAUGCGGACCGAGUGGUGGAUGUUUUGGCUCACUGCGGGACCCUCAGCCAGUCGGAACGCUACGAGCUGGGACACAACUGCUCGUCCAACUCGGAGAAAGUGGACCUGCUGCUGAAGAUACUCACAAGUAAGGACAGAGACCAUUUCGGGGAGUUUUGCUCGGCUCUGGAGAAGACGCACCCUCACCUGCACUCUGUGCUGCUCAACGGCAUCGGACCAGUGGAUCACAACACGACUGGGUCCACUUACAGCAUCUUGUCCACCAUGCCAUCGGAUUCGGAAAGUAGCAGCUCUCUCAGCAGCUUAGGUACGCCGGGUCAAGCUUCCUCCCCACCGCCUGCCAACAUGGACAGUCACCAGGUGAACGAGAAGAUGGAGACGGUCCUAUUCCAGCUCAGGCAUGUAACCCGUGAGAGGGACGAACUACGCAAACGUCUGGCCCUCUCCUCACCUGGAACCACCUUCGAUGAGUGCAGACCAAACUCAAAAGCAGGUCAUGACUAUGAGCGUCUGAAGCUUCAGUGCAUGAAGGCAAUGGCAGACCUGCAAUCCCUACAGAACCAGCACAGCACCACCCUGAAGAGGUGCGAGGAGGCUGUGAAGAAAGCAGACUUCUACCAUACCCUGCACAGCCGUAUGGCGAGCGAGCAUGCCCAGCUGAAAGACGAGCUGGAGGCGGUGAGACAGGACAACAUCCAGCUGGUCAGGGAGCACAACCAUGUGAAGCAGGCCUGCGAGGAGCUGAGGAGGCUGCAUGAAGAUGACCAGAGAGAGGUGGCCGACAUGAGGAUGCUGCACCAGCAGGUGAUGAGAGAGGGUUCAUCUGACGUCCUCAACAAGCUGUAUGACACAGCUGUGGACAAGCUGGAGGCCAUGAAGGGUGACUAUGAGGCUCUGAGGAAGCGCUACAAUGAGAAGACAGCGGGCCACAACGCAGACCUGAGUCGUCUGGACCAGGCUGAAGAGGAGAACCAUCGGCUGCAGAAACAGCUGGACAUGGUGCUGCAGCAGAGAGACGCUGCCAUCCACUAUCAGCAGCAGUGCUCCUCGUCUAUAAGAAGGUUCGACAACACACAGCAAGAACUGUCCAAGGCCGCUGCCCAGAACAAGGAGCUGCAGCGUGAGAUGGAUCGGCUGCAGUCAGAGACAACCCGGCUCAAAACUCAGCAGCUCAAGGCGAUGAAAGACAGUGAGAAAUACAAGGAGGAGCGGGACUCUGUGAUCAGUGAGUAUCGCCUGAUCAUGAGCGAGCGGGACCAAGUGAUCAAGGAGGUGGACCGACUUCAGACCGGGCUGGAGUUGGCAGAGGCGAAGCUGAAGAACACUUCAUCAGAGAGGCGGGUGGCCAAUGAGGAGCUGGAGGCUCUCCGACAGGAGUUGGCCUCGGCUCUGGUGGACAGGGAUCGGGCCAUCUGCGAGAAGAACGAGCUGCUGGAGAAAUACUGCCACGAGGUGAAGGACAAGGCUGAGGCCCAAAAGGAGUUGAGCCAGGCUUGCAAGGACAUCGAGAUGGUGCGCGAGGAGAGGGACGUGGCCCGCAAGGAGAGGACGGAGGCCAUCAUCCAGAGGGACCAGCUGCUGCGAGAGUAUUACCAAGCCAGACAGAAACAAGACUCUGCUACUUUGGACAUGGAGCGAGCCAACAAGGAGAUCGAUAUGCUGAGGAAGCAGUAUGAGGCCAUCUCUCAGGAGCUGAAGGAGGCCCUGCAAGAGGCCGAGGUGGCCAAAUGUCGACGCGACUGGGCCUUUCAGGAGAGGGACAAGAUAGUGGCAGAAAGGGAGAGCAUACGCACGCUGUGUGACAACCUGAGGCGAGAGAGGGACAGAGCUGUGAGUGAUCUGGCAGACGCUUUGAGAAAUCUGGAUGACACGAGGAAACAGAAGAACGACGCUGCACGGGAACUCAAAGAACUAAAAGAAAAGAUGGAGGACCAGUUAGAAAAGGAAGCAAGGUUUCGUCAGCUAAUGGCUCACAGUUCACACGACUCAGCCAUUGACACUGACUCAAUGGAAUGGGAGACGGAAGUUGUUGAAUUUGAGAAGCACAGAGAUAUGGAUUUGAAAGCACUGGGGUUUGAUAUCGCUGAAGGGGUAAAUGAUCCUUAUUUACCAGGAGAUUGUGGCAUAUUUGUCAGUAAGGUGGAUAAAGGAAGUAUUGCUGAGGGAAGACUAAGGGUGAACGAUUGGUUGUUGAAGAUUAAUGACGUGGACCUGGCCAAUAAGGACAGGAAACAGGUCAUCAAAGCGGUGCUGAGCGGUGAGGGAGUGAUCAAUAUGGUGGUGCGUAGAAGGAAGUCACUCGGAGGACGCAUUAUCACUCCGAUCCAGAUAAACCUGUCUGGACACAAAGACAGCGGCAUAGGACUGGAGAGUGGAGUGUUUGUUGCAACUUUGGCUCCAGGCAGUCCAGCUGCCAGAGACUGCGCUCUUACUGUUGGGGACAGACUGUUAGCUAUCAAUGGGAUUGCGCUUGAUAACAAGUCACUCUCUGAAUGUGAGUCUCUGCUGAGGAGCUGCCACGAUUCUCUCAGCAUCUCCCUCAUGAAGUUCCUCCCACAGAGCUGUUCUGGCCAGAGUUUAUUCGAAGGAAUGAGGGACUCAGAAAAGUUCCCUCGGCAUCAGUCCUGUGACAUCCACACCAGGAACUGCAGGAACUCCAAGCACAACUGCCCCAAACACAACUGUUCCACACAAACGGACACUUGCAGUUGUGACAGAGGGGAUGAAGCGUGUAAGGAUACAGGCGACUCUCUGGACGGCAGUGGCAGUAGUGCUCACCACAAGCCUUUCUCCAACAGCUCCCUACACUCCCGCUCCCUUUCCUCCUCGCACAGUCCUUCAGAGUCCCACCCAGACUUCUCCUACAGGAGGCAUGACCUCCAUCACCGCCCCUUCACUUUUACCCCUGUGCCCUCUGACUGCAGCUCACCGCAGACUCCCGUUGACCAAGUGCAGAGCUCCCCAGCGAAGCCCAGUGGCGGAACAUGGCCUAAAGUCAUAGCUGUAGCCUCUAUUUCUGAGUUUGCCCAGCUGUCCAUCUACAAAAAAGUCAAACAGAGAAAGUCCAUCUUUGAUGUGAACGCUUUCAGGAGGCCCGAGGCACCCCCAAAACUGGACUACAUGUCUCUUUCUCAGAUGCCCAAACAUUCGCCACAGAGCUCCAUGUCAGAAUCGGCCCAGGCCCCUCCAACCCCACCAACCAGGAGCGACUCCUUUAGGUUCAAACACCGCCAGCAGAACAGCUCCGCAUCAGACUCUACCAUCACCACCGGCACUCCCCCGGCCUCCCCAGCCCAAGCCACAAUCCCAAUUGACGAAGGGGAAGCAGGGAACCAGCUUUAUUACACUGACACUACUCCAGGAAAAACCAAAAGCAGCUCUGUAAUUUCUGCUGAGGACGAGGGGAGUCGACGCCGGGCAGAGGAGCGGGGAAAGAGGAGAUAUCGUCCAAAAUCUGCACCAGCACUGCGGCGGAAUGUGACUCCAUUACACAUCCCUGUUCCCAUGCAGGUACAGAGUUUUUCUAAUGACGAGCACUCCCCAGAGCCGAUGGACAUGUUACGCUUCUCUCCUAUGAGAAGCAAUCGGUACAGCAUGCCCUUUGCACCCCCCAGUUACGGCAGCAUCGCAGCACACCCAGCACAGCGAGGUCUGGCCCCGUGUCCUGCUGUGACGGCUGUGAUGAGGAACCCGGUGUACACCGCCUGGAGCCAUGAGAUCCAGAGCAACAACUGUCCUCCAGCUCCCAGCUCAGGCAUCCACCCACAUUCACACGCAAGCCCCCAGCAUCAAGGUCACCUCAGCCUGGACCUCAGCCACAAGCACACUGGAGACUUGACGGAGACGAGCUGCAGCCAACCACAGCACAGCACCAACUCCCUGCCCUCCAGCGCCAGACUGGGUUCCUCCACUUUACAGUUUAGAGCAGAGCGCAUUAAGAUCCCUCCAACUCGUUAUCCCCGCUCCUCUGGAUCUGACAGAGGCUCCCUCUCACAUUCAGAGUGCAGCAGCCCGACACCUCCAAUGUCCCCCGUCAACCUGGAGACAUCAUCUUUCACCAGCAGCCAAUCGCAGAGCUCCAUAUCCCCCCAGCCCAGGAUAUCAGUCAGCCCCGCUCCAGUUGGUGACAGGCGGAAGGAUGGAUUUGUCUCUUAUAACACUCCCUCUGUCAGACUUCCACUGGCAGUUAAACCAAAGUUCUUCUCUUUAAGAAGCUUGAGGCCGUACUUGGAGGAGCCACGAAAUGUGACUGUGCAGAAAGGAGCAGAACCACUGGGGAUCUCCAUUGUGAGCGGAGAGAACGGAGGAGUAUUCGUGUCAAAAGUUACAGCAGGCAGCAUCGCACACCAAGCCCGUUUAGAGUAUGGGGACCAACUCCUCGAGUUUAAUGGAAUCAACCUUCGCAAUGCCAACGAGCAGCAGGCGCGGCUAGUGAUCGGGCAGCAGUGUGACACGGUCACCAUUUUGGCUCAGUAUAAUCCUCACAUGUUUCAGCUGGGCAACCACUCUCGUUCAGGUUCUCGCAUGGAGUCCAUCAGCAACCAGCCGACGCCCCACGACAGUGGAGCCACCACCCCGGACAAUCAUUCCACUGUGGAUACGCUGAGUGAGCAGGACGAGGGCACCAUGACGCCGCCAUCUAAACAGACGACUCCUGCCACCAGCCCUCACAAUUCCUUCAGGCUUCCUGGUUCAAGCGUGCGGCGGGCUGCAGAGCCUCGGCUGGUGAGGCUGAAAAGGAUCCAGGGGGAGCUGGGAGUUCAGAUCUGUGGAGGAAACCUUUACGGCAUCUUUGUUGAGAGUCUGGAUGAUGACAGUCCUGCUAGGAGUCCUGAUGGCCUGCUGCCUGGAGACUUGAUACUGGAGUACAAUGGCAUCAGCAUGAAGAACAAAACGAAAGAAGAGGCUUACCUGGAAAUGUUGAAACCAGCUGAAACAAUCACAUUCAAGGUCCAGAACUGCGUGGAAGACCUCUCUGCGAUCAAAGAGUCCUGUGGAGAUGGAUUUUACAUAAGAGCACUUUAUGAGAGGGUGGCAGAAGUGGAGCAGGAACUGAGCUUUAACAAAGAUGACAUCCUGUAUGUUGAAGACACAUUACCAAAUGGCAAUUUUGGCUACUGGAUGGCCUGGCAACUCGACGAGAAUGCACAGAAGCUUGGGAAAGGGCAGAUUCCAAGUAAAUACAUGAUGGACCAGGAGUUCUACAGGAGACACGGCAUGGCCGACAUGAAAGACGAUAACGGCACCAACAAGGCUCUGUCUGCUGCUGCACGGAGAUCCUUCUUCCGCCGGAGGCUGAAGCACAAACGCAGUGGGUCCAAAGACGGGAAGGACCUGAUGGCUCUGGAUGCCAUAAGCACAGAUUCUUUACCCAUCACAGAGGAUGGAGUGAGCCUGAUGUACCAGCGGGUUCAGAGGGUGGAGUGCUCGUCCCCCAGACCAGUACUGGUCUUGGGUCCAUUAGUGGAGGCCUGUAAAGACAUGUUGGUGAAGGAGACUCCUGCUGAAUUCUGUCGCUGUCUGCCUGAGAUCAUGAAGGCAUCGCAGCAAGCGAUAGAGCGAGGAGUGAAGGAUUGUGUGUUCAUCGACUACAAGCGGAGGAGCGGCCAUUUUGAUGUGACAACUGUUGCAUCCAUAAAAGAGAUCACAGAGAAGGACUGUCACUGUUUACUUGACAUUGCUCCUCACGCCAUUGAACGUCUUCACAGCGUUCACAUCUACCCAAUCGUCAUAUUCAUUCGCUACAAAAAUGCCAAGCAGAUAAAAGAGCAGAAGGAUCCUCUGUACCUGCGGGAUAAACUCUCACAGAAACAUUCCAAGGAGCAGUUUGAGGCGGCGCAGAAAAUAGAGCAGGAGUACAGCCGCUUCUUCACAGGCGUCGUCCAGGCCGGCAGCGUCUCCUACAUUUGCACUCAGAUCAUGACCAUCGUGGAGCAGGAGCAGAGUAAAGUACUGUGGAUUCCAGAUGGAGCACCAUAGAAACGUCUCCUCUCAGCACACGUCAAGAUUUUUUUUUUUUUUUGUAUUAUUAUUAUUACGGGACACAGAAUGGGUACAUCUAACAGACAUCAUGGUUAACUCCACUGCUUCCUCACAAAUAGCAAUAUCAGCACUGAUGAUGAUCAUGUAAUAUUCCCACUGCAAUAGUGAUGUACUGUACUACAGAUAGAUUUGUUUACACUAGUAUUUAAUACUUGAAUGUUUUAAUUCCCCUCAUUUCUAGUAGCACUCCUUUAAUCCCACUCUGUCCUGCAAACAUGUCGGACCACAUUGAUGCAAGCUGAAGACUUUAUUCUUGAAGUGAAGAUAUAGUGGACCACCGUGUUCCCUUCUCUAUAUUUAUACUUAUUUUUCCUGCCAUUUAAUUUAUCUAAUCAAAUCAAAGAUGUUGGUUAUGAACCUUUUGUUAUACAAAUGUAGUUGUCUAGUUAAUAGGAAGGAUGAUAUUUUCCAAUUAAUGUUCUUAUUUAUAGAGCGGUCGGGGCAAAGUUGCUUCCUACCUUCACGUUAUGUUGCAGUCUUCUGUUUUUUUUUUUUAAUUUCUGUUUUUCUGUUGACAUCAUUUCACUGCUCAAAAAUAAUUUGUGCCAAGCUGAAAAAUAUUUGCUAAUCACUAUUCAUUCUUUCAUUCUUUACGGAAGCUCGGAGAUAGAAAUUAGUAAUUCAAAUCCAUUCCCAAGUCCAAUCAUUGUUUUUUUCUCUCCUGAUAUUAUGACUUAAAACC
Messenger RNA from Acanthopagrus latus (yellowfin seabream), 7386 nucleotides. Its product is annotated as disks large homolog 5-like. NCBI's taxonomy places the organism in Eukaryota, Metazoa, Chordata, Actinopteri, Spariformes, Sparidae. Bases 600 to 6641 code for a protein of 2013 amino acids. Gene Ontology annotation, molecular function: protein binding. The transcript has 34 exons. The record is from RefSeq and is a predicted model, not a curated record. Gene Ontology annotation, biological process: regulation of apoptotic process.